AUGUUGUUGCUGAAUCUCUUGAUAUUAGCCCUGGCCGCCUACAUCUAUCCACAGCUACGCUCGGCUUUCAGUACCGAUACGGCCAUGUCUCAGACAGCUCUUCUCCUUCACGAAGCUGGCACUCCGUUAGUUGUAGGGCAUCGGCCGAUCCCGCAGCCCGGUGAGAAUCAAUUGUUAGUGAAGGUCUUGGUAGCUGGGCUGAAUCCUCAUGACCAGAGAACCCGAGACAACGGCCUUUUCGUAUCGAGCUACCCAUAUGUUCUCGGGGCAGACUUGGUCGGAGAAGUCUUGAAGGUAGGAACCGGCGAGCGCUCGGCCAGAUUCUCUAUUGGCGAGCAUGUGUUUGGCCACACUAUGGCCGAAGGUGGUGAUCCAAACGACUUCAACGCUGCGCAACAAUAUGCUCUUGUGGAUGCGAGAUUCGUGGGCAGGAUCGCGAACAGUGGCCUGAGCGUAGAUGAAGCAGCCACGAUUCCCGUCAAUGUGCUAGCCGCUUUCAUCGCUCUCUUCGCAAAAGCCGGCCAUGGCUUCCCGCCUCCAUUCUCGUCAGAGGCAAAGUCUUUCGAGUUUGUAAGCGUCACACUUCUGGUGAUUGGGGGUGGUUCGAAUACUGGCCGAGCCGUGGUUGAGCUGGCAGCCUUGGCGGGAAUAGGUCGAAUCAUCGUGGUAGCUGGAAUGCGCCAGGCGGACUCGCUGCGUUCCAGAGGUGCAACGCAUAUCAUUGACCGAUACGCCGCCAACGUAUUGGAACAGAUUCGUGCCGUUGCAGGAGAUGAUUUGGUCUACGCGAUUGACACGGUCAACGCUGGCGAGAACCAAGAGCUUGGCGUGGCAGCUCUCUCAAACACGAGGAAGGGCAUGUUGAUCACUCUUCGCCGACCGGAAGGAGAAUUCGACGCUGCUCGGAUAGGCUCAAAAUCAGCCGGAUACGAGCGCCGCUUGGUAUUUGGCGUAUCUCCGAUCCAUCCUGAAGUGACAGUGGGCUUCUGGGAGGAAAUUCCCAGAUGGUUGAGGGAGAAGAAAGUUCAUCCUAGCAGUUUCGAGGUGAUCGAAGGCCUGGAUGCGGAAGCUGCCAACAAGGUCCUGGAUGCAUAUCGCGACGGAAGCGGGAUGAAGACCAAUAUACAUCCUUGGGGAGAUGAAAAGGAUCCGCAUGUACAUUUGUGA
This is a messenger RNA of Cercospora beticola, 1167 nucleotides long. RefSeq names its product zinc-binding alcohol dehydrogenase family protein. The record is from RefSeq and is a predicted model, not a curated record. Gene Ontology annotation, molecular function: oxidoreductase activity, acting on NAD(P)H. NCBI's taxonomy places the organism in Eukaryota, Fungi, Ascomycota, Dothideomycetes, Mycosphaerellales, Mycosphaerellaceae.